GCGCUUAUUCCACCCCGGGAGCUCGGUGCUCGGCCCGCUGCCACCGCUCGCAGCUGCGGGAUGCUGCGCUCCACGUCCACCGUCACCCUGCUGUCGGGCAGCGGCGCCAGGACGCCCGCAGCACCCAGCAGGAGGGCCAAUGUCUGCAGGCUGCGGCUGACCAUACCUCCUGAGGGCCCAGCUCCAGAGCAAAGUGAGAAGAAGGUGGAGAGAAAAGAGCAAUACUCUGAGCUAAGCAAUGGAGACCCCACCCGGAAGCUUCCUCAGGGCGUUGUCUAUGGCGUGGUGCGAAGGUCAGAUGAAAACCAGCAGAAAGAAAUGGUGGUGUAUGGCUGGACCACCAACCAGCUGAAGGAGGAAAUGAACUACAUCAGAGAUGUCAGAGCCACCUUGGAAAAAGUGAGGAAACGGAUGUACGGGGACUAUGAUGAAAUGAGACAGAAGAUUCGCCAGCUCACCCAGGAACUGUCGGUGUCACAGGCUCAGCAGAACUAUCUCGAGAAUCACAUCCAGAAGCAGUCGUCUGCCCUGGACAGUUUUGAUGCCAUGAACUCGGCUUUGGCGUCGGACUCCCUUGACCUGCAGAAAACCCUUGUGGAUGUUACCCUGGAAAACAGCAGCAUCAAGGAUCAGAUCCUGCGUCUGCAGCAGACGUACGAGGCAUCCAUGGACCGGCUGCGGGAGAAGCAGAGGCAGCUGGACGCCGCCCAGGUUGAGAACCAGCUCCUCAGAAUGAAGGUGGAAUCCUCCCAGGAAGCCACGGCAGAAGUGAUGAGGGAGAUGACCCGGAAGCUGUACAGCCAGUAUGAAGAGAAGCUGCAGAAGGAGCAGAGGAAGCACAGUGCCGAGAAGGAGAUGCUCUUGGAAGAGACUAACAGUUUUCUGAAGGCGAUUGAAGAAGCCAAUAAGAAGAUGCAGGCAGCAGAGGUCAGCCUGGAGGAGAAAGAUCAGCGCAUUGGGGAGCUGGACAGGCUGAUUGAGCGCAUGGAAAAGGAACGCCAUCAACUGCAGCUCCAGCUUCUCGAACACGAGACUGAAAUGUCAGGAGAAAUCACUGAUUCUGACAAGGAAAGGUAUCAGCAGCUGGAAGAAGCAUCAGCCAGCCUCCGGGAACGGAUCCGGCACCUGGAUGACAUGGUCCAUUGUCAGCAGAAGAAGGUCAAGCAGAUGGUUGAGGAGAUCAUGUCACACGAGCUCUUCUCCAGAUUUAGUCUCCGGCUCUUUGGAAGAUGAUAACUGGUAGCCUGCUCUGGGUCAGAAGUGAUUCCUUUUCUCGCUCAUGAUUAGAAGACUCUUGGGCUCUCUCUGCUGGGAAGAGAUGGCAUGUAUCUGAUGAGCCAGUGAACAAAACGGGAAGGACAUGCAACUGAAAAGAAACCUUGGACUCUCGCUUAUGAACACAGCCUCUUGGUGCCACCUUGAAGUUACACAGACUCCAACUGCAGGGUCCAGAGAGUUCCUAAGGUCCUGAGUGCCUUUAGAACCUCAGGUUUUAUACAUCAAAGAAGGAACUGCAAUGGACACUAGUAUUAAAAGAUAAUUCAGAAAACUACCAUGUGAAGACUGGACCAAAGAUCUUGGGAAAAUAGAGGCUGGCUGACUUAUGGGAAAACUGCCAAGUGUACCUGCUAAGGAGAAGAGGUGUGGGCUUGAAGAACUUCAGUGCUCCAGGAGGGAGCCUCCCUCCAGCUUACCUCCCAGAAAACAUAGGCACAACCAAGGGUCCAAGUGGUUGGGCUUGAUUUGAUGUGAUUGUGGCAGGUGGCCCAGAACCUGUCCUUUGUGACUGGAGAUCAACAGCUCUAGUCAACUUAGCAGUCUUCUCGUUGGGUUAAGAAAGCUCAGUUUCCUUUCACUGCUAGGGGCAGCUAGCCUGAGGAGGCAGGUCAUGACAAGGACACGUCUCUGAUGGACAGAGAAGCCUAUUCAGUCUAACUGUACUAAGUGAGAUAGACUUUCUGUAUCCUUUAUUAUUUGUUAUUACUAUUAUUUUGCCUUCAGGGUUAUCAUUGGGGCAGAUGCUGACUCCCUUGCUCCAGGCGGCAGUCACUUUUUCUUUCUUUUCUGAUAAACACGGAGAGAAGGAGAGAAAGAGAGAGACACCAGCAGCACUGCUCCACCACUCAUGAAGUUUUCCCUCCUGCAGGUGGGGACGGGGGCUUGAAUCUAGCUCCUUGUGCAUGGUAUCGCGUGUACUCUAUUGGGUGCAUCACUGCCCAGCCCCUCAUAAUUUAUUUUUAUGGAGGGCUUCCAGAGAUAGCCACAGAUGCUGGUAGCUCAUCAAGGCUUAACAGUGGGGGCCGGGUGGUGGCACACUGGGUUAAACACAUGUAAUAUGAAACGCAAGGAACUGUGUAAGGAUCGCAGUUUGAGCCCCCGGCUCCCCACCUGUAGGAGGGUUCCUUUUCAGGUGGUGAAGCAGGUUUGCAGGUGUCUAUCUGUCUCCCUCUCUGUCUUCUCCUCUCUCAAUUUCUCUCUGUCCUAUCCAAUAGAAUGGGGAAAAAAAUGGCUGCCAGGAGCAGUGGAUUUGUAGUGCAGCACUGAGCCCCAUAGUAGAUAAUCCUGGAGGCAAAAAAAAAAAAAAAAAGAAGAAGAAGACUUAACAGUAAAGGUGGUAGCAAUGGUCAGUGGUUGGUGUUAGCUCACAAAAGUCAACAGGCUGGGCCUGUGGAAGGGGCUCAUUAAGGGGCUGGGCAUCAUUUAGAUAUUGGGUCUGUGUUCUCAACUCUUAACUGGGGCAAAGUGGGAAGGUAAUGAGUUUCUUUGUCAACAUGUGUGUUGGGCCUUCCAUCUAGAUGCUUCUCCACAGCUUAAGCAAGUAGGCAGUGGAUGGAGAGGGAAGUAGAAUAAUUUUCUGCUCUAGGAUCAUGGCUAGAAGCAAAUCUACGUCAAUGCUGAUUCCAGGGCUGCUGGGAGAUGUGGGUCAGGCUUGAGAGCUGCCAGUCUAGACAGAUGGUGCUCUGGCAUCGUGAGCAACACUGUUUCCAGGGCAGUUAACAAAUGCCCCGAGGGUUUUCUGAACUGAUGGAAAACAUCACUGGCAUUUAUUUGUUCUAUGACAAGAGAUGUGUCACCUGAUUUCAACACUUGAAAACAGGGCAUGUAAUGCCUUGAAGAGAGACUAGGCCAGUCAUGUGAGCUGUCUUCCCAGAACCUCUUUUCUGGACUAUGGAUAGUAACUAACUAGAGGCCAGACGGGCUUAUAUGUGGCAAUAGUUAGGGGGGUUGGGUGUCAGCCAGACAUCUCCCGAACGAUGCACCCCAGGCACUGCCCCCACCCAGACUUGGCUGGGUCCUUGGUUGGUUGGUGGUCUCCUUAGAUCUGGGUCCCUGAUCCCAGGGACCUUUUCAGCUGCUCCUCCCUGCCUUGCCCACACCUCUUCAGGACUCCAUUUGCUGUCUGGACUGGGAUGUGGUGUGAGUUUGACUUACUGUCCAUCAAAUUUGAGUUAGGUGCUCGAAUCCUGGCCCUCCCCUUCCCUUUGCUGCUUCGGUAAUCUUAGGUUCUUGGUGUUCAUGGCCACUCAAUCUCUAGCCGAAGAGAUGCUGCUCUGAAGUUUGAUGGGGCCAGGCUGGCUGUGGUGCACCUGGUUAAUCAUGGGUGUUACAAUGUGUAAGGACUCACCUGGGUUCAAAUCCCCAAUUCCUUCCUGUGGGGGGAAAGUUUUGUGAAUGGUGAAGUGGUACUGCAGAUGUCUUUCUCUCUCUGUUUCUUUCUCACUCUCUCCUUACCUCAUCCCUCUCAGUUUCUAUCUCUGUCCAGUAACUAACUAAAUAAAAUAUUUUAAAAACCUUGA
This is a messenger RNA of Erinaceus europaeus (western European hedgehog), 3797 nucleotides long. RefSeq names its product myocardial zonula adherens protein (gene MYZAP). The record is from RefSeq and is a predicted model, not a curated record. The transcript is spliced from 11 exons. Bases 61 to 1233 code for a protein of 390 amino acids. Gene Ontology annotation, cellular component: intracellular anatomical structure; RNA polymerase II, holoenzyme; nuclear envelope. Lineage: Eukaryota; Metazoa; Chordata; Mammalia; Eulipotyphla; Erinaceidae. Gene Ontology annotation, biological process: maintenance of ER location; intracellular signal transduction.